Molecule: messenger RNA, 2194 nt
Organism: Branchiostoma belcheri (Belcher's lancelet)
Lineage: Eukaryota; Metazoa; Chordata; Leptocardii; Amphioxiformes; Branchiostomatidae
Product: WD repeat domain phosphoinositide-interacting protein 3-like
Exons: 10
Coding region: 294-1328 (344 amino acids)
Biological process (GO): protein localization to phagophore assembly site; nucleophagy; autophagy of mitochondrion
Cellular component (GO): extrinsic component of membrane; cytosol; phagophore assembly site membrane
Molecular function (GO): phosphatidylinositol-3,5-bisphosphate binding; phosphatidylinositol-3-phosphate binding; protein binding
Source: RefSeq, a predicted model, not a curated record
UGUAGAGUUUACAAGAACAAAACGUCAAGACGUGAUAAUUUGUAUCGGCAGUUUAUCAUUAUCUGUUUUAUAUAGUGAUAGUUUAACACUAAAUAGUUACUUAUCUGCAAGGUAAACACGUAAACAUCGAUGUAGCGAAUGUGGGGAUACGUUUUAGGGGCGAAAGGUCACAAAUUCAGCAAUGGCGGGGUUUAUUUCCUGUUGGACGCAAAAGUUGUAGCGAUCAGGAUUUUUUUAACGGAAAAGGGCGGUCAAGGUCGAGAUAAGACGCCGUCCUGAACUUGGCUGUAACCAUGAAUAUUGGAACUAGCAGCCUGCAUGACAAUGGCCUCCUGUAUGCCGGCUGGAAUCAAGACCAAGGCUGUUUUGCCUGUGGAAUGGAGAAUGGGUUCCGCAUCUAUAACUGUGACCCAUUGAAGGAAAAAGAAAGACAUGACUUCCCAGAUGGAGGCAUCAGUCAUGUGGAGAUGUUGUUCAGGUGUAACUACCUGGCCCUUGUCGGGGGAGGGAAGAGCCCAAAGUUUCCUCCCAACAAAGUUAUGAUCUGGGAUGACCUGAAGAAGAAGCACGUUAUUGAGUUAGACUUCUCAUCAGACGUCAAGGCUGUCAAAUUGAGAAGAGACAGGAUUGUGGUUGUGUUGGACAACAUGAUCAAGGUGUACACAUUCACACAGAAUCCACAGCAGCUUCAUGUCUUUGAGACGUGUAAGAAUUCCAAAGGUCUGUGUGUCCUCUGUCCAAAUAGCAACAACUCACUCCUGGCCUUCCCCGCCAGACGGACAGGUCAUGUGCAGGUCGUUGACCUUGCUAACACAGAGAAGGCGCCGGCCGACAUCGCGGCACACGAGGGUGCCCUGACCUGUAUCACUAUGAACUUACAGGGAACAAGGCUCGCCACGGCCUCAGAAAAGGGAACACUGAUCCGUGUGUUUGACACAGCAUCAUACCAGCUGCUCCAUGAGUUAAGGAGAGGCACAGGAAGUGCUCAGAUAUACUGCAUGAACUUCAACCAGGAUGCAUCCCUCUUGUGUGUGUCAAGUGACCAUGGUACAGUCCACAUAUUUGCUGUGGAAGAUCCCAAGAAAAACAAGCAGUCCAGCCUGGCAGCUGCCAGCUUUCUGCCCAAGUACUUCUCCUCCAAGUGGAGUUUUUCGCGCUUCCAAGUCCCCAACCAGACCCAGUGCAUCUGUGCCUUUGGUUCUGAGCCCAAUUCUGUUAUAGCCAUCUGUUCAGACGGAAGCUACUACAAGUUCCUUUUCAACCCGAAGGGUGAAUGUACGAGGGACGCGUACGCUCAGUUCCUGGAAAUGACCGACGACAAGACGUAAAAUCUGCUACGGCUAGUUCCCUGCAAAACUGUUUUCACAGCUAGCUUGCUUGCUGGUGCAUUCCUAGUCAUUUACUGAAGAUGUGAUGUUUAAAGCUGUAAGAUAGAAUGACUCAAUAUCAUUUGUAUUCUGAAGUACAGAAGCUCUUGGCACUCUUUCAGCCAGUGAGGAUAGUUUGUCUCCUGGCUUGAAGGGAAAUGGGAACUGUUUUUCACAUCAACUAAAAAAUUUGUUAUCAAUUCUACCAAAUGUGGAAAGAUAGUCUCAUAUUUUGAGUUGAAGACUCUUCUGAAACUUUGUAUGCAUCUGCUUGAUAGAUCAAAUUAGGUCACAACUGAUGUCCAGGUACAAUUUGUACAAUGUAUGUAGACACUGUUGGCUGGUCAAAUUUACUGAGACAAGCAGUGAAUUUUGCACUGUAAUGUACUACUAAGACAGUGUUAUUUUAUGUAUCCCCCUUUAAUAGUCAAUUAUAAGAAAUUUGACAACUAAGAUCAUAAAGAUUGUCAGUUUUUUUUUUUUUGCAAAGAUAUUUCUGCAUUUGAAGGAAAAUUUGAUAGGGCCUAAUACCUUCCACUGCACUCUUUACAUCUUUGCAGGGCAAUUAUGAAAAAAUUCAACAAGGGAAAAGAUAAUUUUCCCUUAAAUUAUAAAAUAGAUUGAGCCAAUCUCUAAAUUCUAAGUAGCAUAUUUGUAUUACCUAAAAUGUAUAUAUACAUGUAACAAAGCUUAACUUGCCUUGCUUAAUGUCUAUUAUGAACCUCAUCUACAUGUACUAUUGUUACAUCUUAGUAGAUUAGGGGUCUUGUAGCAAUCCUUUAAGAGACUGUUAUAAUUGUGACAAUUAAAGGAACAUUUUUCACUUA